CGGCACGUUUGUACUUCCCAGCGGUUAUUUCCUCUUUUGCUGCUUUUCCACUGAGAAGUGGAGCAAGCUGCUACGCUUUAUGGGUGUGAUAGGUGUACAGUUGGUGGUUACCAUGGUAAUGGCUAGUGUCAUACAGAAGAUCAUACCUCACUAUUCUCUUGCUCGUUGGCUUCUCUGUAGUGGCAGUUUACGGUGGUAUCAGCAUCCUACUGAAGAAGAGCUACGGAUUCUUGCAGGGAAACAAAGAGGGAAGAGCAAAAAAGAUAGAAAAUAUAAUGGUCAUAUUGAAAACAAACCCCUAACCAUUCCAAAAGACAUUGAUCUUCAUCUGGAAACAAAAUCGGUGACUGAAAGGGACACUAUCGCAUUGCAUUAUUUUCCGGAAUAUCAGUGGUUGGUGGAUUUCACUGUUGCAGCUACAGUUGUGUAUGUGGUGACAGAAGCCUAUUACAGUAUUGUGAAGCCCUCACAAGAAAUGAAUAUCAGCGUAGUGUGGUGUCUGCUUGUCUUGGCUUUUGCAGUUAAGGUACUGUUUUCAUUGACUACCCAUUAUUUCAAAGUAGAGGAUGGAGGUGAAAGGUCAGUCUGUGUCACCUUUGGUUUUUUCUUCUUCGUGAAAGCAAUGGCAAUCCUCAUUGUGACAGACAACUAUCUAGAAUUUGGACUGGAAUCAGGAUUCUCGAAUUUCUCAGAAAGUGCUAUGCAGUUUCUUGAAAAGCAGGGUUUGGAAUCGCAGGGUCCUGUGUCUAAACUAACCUUCAAAUUGUUCCUGGCUGUUCUGUGUUCACUUAUUGGUGCUUUUUUGACAUUCCCUGGCUUGCGACUGGCUCAAAUGCAUCUGGAUGCUCUGAAUUUAGCAACAGAAAAAAUAACACAAACAUUGCUACAUAUAAACUUCUUGGCACCUUUAUUUAUGGUUCUACUGUGGGUAAAACCAAUCGCUAAGGACUACAUUAUGAACCCACCUUUGGGCAAAGAGAGCGUCCCUUUAAUGACAGAAGAUACAUUUGACACCGUGAGGUUGUGGAUUAUAAUCCUCUUGUGUGCUUUGCGAUUGGCUAUGAUGCGUCAUCAUUUACAGGCCUAUCUGAAUUUAGCCCAGAAAAGCGUGGAUCAGAUGAAAAAGGAAGCUGGCAGAAUAAGUAUGGUUGAUUUACAGAAAAUGGUGGCUCGGGUAUUCUAUUAUCUCUGUGUAAUUGCACUGCAGUACGUUGCACCAUUGGUAAUGCUACUUCACACAACCCUGCUCUUGAAAACACUAGGUAAUUAUUCUUGGGGCGUCUACCCAGAACUGAAUUCUGACACUCCAGUGGAGAGCAGCCUGCUUCCCAAUUCAGUUUAUUCUGAGUCUCCACCUGCUGAUGGAAAGAUGAAAGUAACUGUAGUACAAAUAACAAUGGCCUUGGGAAGCCUAAAGAAUAUUUUCACUCCACUCCUGUUCCGGGGACUCCUGUCUUUCCUCACCUGGUGGAUUGCUGCUUGCCUCUUUUCUACAAGCCUUUUUGGGCUUUUCUAUCAUCAGUACCUGACUGUGGCAUGAACAGGUCAAAUGACAAAGCAAGCGUGAGGUCAAAUACUUAGAUACAAACCCAGGUACCCAGGAGGGGAUGAAGAGAAAAGAAAACUAUACAUGAAGAGAAAACAUAUCAGAAUUUUUUUUAAACACUUCCUCUGUGUUCUCAGGGUGAAUAUUCUUAUAAUGUUUAAAAUCGCAACUGGGUUUGUUAUUUUUGUUACCCAAAUGGUAGGUAACUAAUUGAAUUAUAGUAUCGGGACUGACUGACAUUAUUGGGUGGCAGGUGGUGGUGAGCGUGCUGAAAAGAUACGACCUCUGAGUAUCUUAGUUUCCAUAAACAGCAAGCCAACCUCUAAACUUUGUUUUAAGCAUCAACAGUCAGUGACAGAACUGUGUUAGAAGGGUACUGGUUAUAGUGAUGGUGGCUGCCUAUCAAUUAAAUCUUGAAACUGAGCCAUACAAUGGAAGGAGAGAGGGGAUUUAAAAAAAAAUAAAAAUAUUCUGUUGGAUAGCUAUCAAUCACUUUUCUCCAUGAAAAAUGAAAUAAUCCAACAGGACAAAAGAGAUACUGUAUAUUACAGUAAGGAAAGUUGUAUAAAAUUUAAAUUUAACAGGAAUAGAUGUAUGACCUGACAGGUAUUGCUGCCUAAAUAUUUUGCAGGAAUGCUUGUGCAGUAAGAGAGGGGUUAUAAAAAAUAUAUUAUUUCUGUCCCUGCAGUCACUUUGAAGUAAUGGCCAUCUAUAUUGGUGCUAAUAGUGAUCCACAGAUUCCAUUUGGAUCUUUUAAAUUUAUUUUCAGGUAAUAGAUAAAUUCCAUUGAAUUCACAAAAUAAUAGGAGACGAUUAGUGACGCCAAACAUUUCAAAACAAAACAGUUUAAUCCUGCUGACUGAGAGUGUAUGUGUCUGUGUAAUGUACAUAUAAAUAUAUAUUAUAUAUUAAAUAUAUAAUAUAUAUGAAGUUAUAAAAUAUGGAAUCUUUAUUUUAAAUUACUGAAUGUAUCUUACAGGGCCGUGGGAGAGGGAUGUAUGUGUAUCUAGUAAUUUCAAGAUCCCUUUUGAAAGGAAAAUUGAAUUUUUUCUGAACGUUCAGUUGAAAGGGCUAUUUGUUUUUGGUGCCUCUUCAAAGGUACUUAGCUAUACUAAAGAACUUAUGCUCUUUUGGAAGAAAAGAUCUACUUAAACUGUUAAUCUUGAAAUGUCUGCUCUGUCAGAUGAUGAUUUUUGUCACUCUAAUCUGUGUUAUCUUGGCCAUAUAGUAACUACUAAUAUCUCUUGGCUUCAGAAAUAAAUUUUCUGUAUAAUAAAACAGCUACAGUAAGGAGCAAAGCAUAAACUUUACAAGUUUUGCUUAACUGGAGAGAUAGAUUCCAAGUAUAAAACCAUUGCAAAACAAAGAGGAUGACAGUUUUUCAGAUGUUUUGUGUAAUUGCAAAACAGGAAUGGGAAUUUAUAUGCAGUAGUUUUUUUAAAAAAUUAAUACUACACUUUGCAGAGGUCAGUGGGUUUUUUAACUAAUACUAGCUGGUUUUAUGUUAAUGUUCUUUCUCUUGAAUUUGUGUACAGCUUUGGCAUAUAAUAAGCAUUUAUAAAUGGAAAAGCUUAACUAAAUAUUUAAUAUGUAGCAAACCUACCAUAUGGGAAAACAAACUAUCAAUGAAUGCAGAAAACCAAGAACUUAAGAUGGGGAUAAACUGUCUUACUGUGUUGAAUGCCUUGUAAGUUAUUUAUUAGUUUAUUAAAUUGUAUUUACUGAUACUAGGGAAAUAUUUGUGCACACCAUCCAGUACCUUCCGCAUGCAUUUGGGAUGUCUGAGAACACUUUGCAUGAUUUUACCGGUUUCAUUGCAGUAUCGUAUUUCAGUGCUCCUGGUGCUGAAAGCUUUGUUUUUUUUCACACCAGCUUUUCAUAACUAAUGGGGACAAAGGCUUAACUGUGUGAAUUCGCCUAAAGAAAAAUAUUUGACUUCUUAGAUUCAGAUCUCGAAAACAUUCCUAGUAAAUGUCUUUUGGAUUAAUAGAAUGACAAAAUACGACAGAUCCAGCAAUACUGGACCCCCUUUCUGUUAGUUCGAGAUGUAUCAUUACUAGUAGAAGUAAUAGGGCCAGCUUUUAAGUUAUAGUUAGGUAUCCAAUGUAUUUCAUUCAGGAAAAUAAAACAGUGUAGUCCAGCCUGAUUCUUAUGGUGAACUUAGGCGAAGCAGCUCACUAUAUAGGAGAUAUUGUUGCAAUCUGAAGAAAAGGAAUGAACUUUGGAUACUGGGGAAGACUUCAAAAUAACGUUAAGUAACAGAGUUUCUGUUGGCAUAGGUAUUUAUUCUGAAAGCUCGUAAGUAAAAGUGAACUGUAGUUAUAGAAUAUUGCAUUCAGCAAAGGUAAUUGUGUGUGUAGCCGAGCUUUACAGUGCUUUUGGUAAGAGCUCAUGCUGUCUUAUUCUUCAGACGUCACACUGAUCACAGUGAAAAAUAGGCACCUGGAUGUUGCUAAAGUUAAGAUCAACACUUCUGGCCAUUGCUGUUUCAUUGUUCCGCAGAACUGAAUAGUUGACCUUCUGGUCAGCCGUCUGAUCCAAGUGGGAGAUGGUCUUUCUUUGGAGCCAUUUAAUCCUUACAUGAGUCUAGGAGGCUUAUUAUAAACUAAAAUAUAGCAAUAAACGCCUUUGAAGUGUGAGGUGACAGUGAAACUGGAGGGAGUGUAUUGCUAUAGUUGUGAGCAAUGCUUCCUACAACUGUGAGAUAUGCUCAACAGUGACUUUUAAAGCAAAAUGGCAACGCUGACAGUCCUGACUUACAUAUAUAUUAUGUAAGGUUGAAAGGAGUACCUGCUCGCUUCUUUAGUAAGUUACUUUAAAACAGCAGCUGGCAACUGCUUUUUUUUGAGACCUUUAUCAGCAUCUUGGGGUGGGGCGUGUGGGGGGAGAAGCAUCUUGCAGAAAUGGAAAAGCAGGUAAAACAUGACUGGGAGAUUAGCAGUUUUAAUUCAGGAUUCUUAAGCAUUUUCUCUUGCUUUUUGCCCACUAGCUACUUCAUUUCUGAGAGAUUUUAGAAGGAAAGGUGCCUUUGACAAAGAAUCAGCUUUUCUUACUUUCUUCCUUCCUCAGUGCACAUCUCUUUCUCACUCCGGUAAUGUGACUUGUUAGUUGACUUUUUUCCUGUCUAUAGCUUUUUCCCUAUGUUCCUACACAGAACUGACUGGGCUAAAUUAAUUCAGGACUAUAUUUUGUUUUUGAAGGAUUAUUUCCUGUAAGUACUUUAAAUAACUUUGAAUUCUAGCUGAAGUAUAAACAAAUUUCUUAAUGAAUGUUUAAACACUGCACUUUUAUUAUGAAAGUCCCUUUAGAGAGAUUAUUAAGAUAGUGAUAAAUCCAAGUCUUCCAGCAACUUCAGGGAAGUCCAUACGUAACACUUGUGUUAUUUCCGAGCUUAGAGAAGUUGAUUAGGAAAAAGAGAAUGGAUUAUCGCAAGCCUGCUCUUCCACUUUGCACGCGAUGUUCUCAGUCAGCACUUGUCCUCUUCUCAACCUGUAGGAUUUGCCAGGUUUUGAGGUAUUUUUAGCUGCAUGGUUUUUCUUCUUACAGACUUCUCUUGCAUAAGAAUCAACAGAUGAAGAAAUGGGGGAAAUAGGUAGCAUCAGUACAAGGGAACAUCCUUGUGCAGAGGGACACACUUUAGAAAAUUCAUCUCUUUGACAGUUGUUCUUCACCUUCUUUGAGUCAGAAGUACUGGAAGAUUUGUGGAUAGAGAUGUACACUUGGCUUACCUGGAUUGUGAAGUCAAACUCGCCUACAAACAAAAAUGCCACCAAGAUACAUCAACACAACAAUUAGGUAGAAUACCCGUUCUGUAUAAAAUGGUUAGUGAGUAUGGAAAUUUCAACUAACCUCAAAGCAAAAUUUAAGUUUUGUAUUUUGUCACAGUAACUACAGCUAAAUGGUAAUAAAGGUCUUGGAUUUACCGCAUAGAAAAUUUAAAGUAUCUAAUCGUAAAGCUGUUGGAAGGUUCUACAAGGCAAAAGGCCUUAUGCCUCUAUAUUCUCAAAGACCUCUGUUUUCCUUUUGAACAUAGCGUAUUUCUGCAGAGAAGAUUUUUGGGCAGUUUUUGAAAGCUUCAUGCUUUGCAGUAUGACACAAUUUGUGCAUUUCUUAGCCACAAAACCCCCAGACUUAACCCCCGAGUUCAUUUUGUCACUACAAAGUUACUACAGUGUUUUAGUUAAGACUGAAGAAUUAAGUGCAUGGUGAAAAUGGGAACAUGGAAUGAACAUCAGGCCAAAGAAAAAUGUGUGUUCUCUUGGAGAAAUCUUUCCAUUGUGGCUGAGCAAAAUCUUAAUAAAAGAAGGCAACAACAGGUCACUUGUAUCCUAAAUCAAAUAUUAAAUCUGAAUGUUUACCAUUAUGAGUAAAUAAGACUGUUAUUUUCAGCAUCUGCAGCCUAAGUCCUAAAUCCCAAACAGCAAGUUAAGAGCAAUAUUUUGACCUCAUGGAUAUUUACUCUAAGGACCAUCUAGGCAACAAGUAUUGAAGCCAAAUGUCUGAUCUAGUUAAGCGAGCUGAUGCAGAGUAGUCAGUCCUGUGCUUUGGAGUGAUUUUUUUUUUUUUUUUUUUUUUGGUGCAACUUGUUCUUCAGCAAGGUCUGCCAUGCUUUGUGGCCUUGGCAGUGCAUGCACUGAAACGGAUGGCAUGUCUAAUCUCCGCUCCUAAUCCUAGGCUGAAAGGUCUUCCUCCUCUGCAGGAGGGGCCAAGAUGUUAUUUCAAGGCUGCUUUUACUGACAUCUGUAUAUGCUGCACUUAACUCUUUCGAGUCUCUCACUGUGGACUGCCAGGAGAGUAAUGCUGCACUGGACAUUGUUUUGCAUGCCAGUGUAUGUGUAUUUUUAUAACUUUGAUUUCAAUGGCAUUUUUAAUGGAAAUUAUUUUUAAUCCUGAUACCAUGGAUCAUAUUUUCAUUUUUUUAAUUAAUAUCAGUGCCUGCAACUAGAAGUCAAAUACUUCUGCACUAAAUUUUUUUUAAAACUUGAUGUCCAGACUGAAGUGUCAACAAGUAUGCAGUUUUAUAUUGAAGUGUGAAAUCCAUCUGUAAAUACCAAACUUUUUCCCCUAAGUGAUCACACAUCAGUCAAGAAUCCUUAUUCAGAUUUGCAGCGUUUCCCUCAACAUGCUAUCUGUAUGACUGCUAUUUAUAAAACAAACACCUCAGUAGAGUUUUGAGUAGCUUUUUACAAACUCCUUAGUAGUAGGCCAUUUCUGUUUAUUUUAUGAUGCUGCGAAGUAUUUUAUUUUUGAAACCUGGUUUAAAAUACCUUAUGCUUAAAGUCAACCUUUUUCUCCUUUACUCUGUUCAUUCUAACUCUGCUUCUCUUUAUUUUCUAAGCUUCAAGAAUGCAUGUUUAUAGUAUUUUUGAUAAAAACCUAGGAAAAAGAAAAAUGCACCAAAAAUUUUGUUUCAUAAGUACAGUUCAUACCCAUGUCAUGACGUGCCAACAAACAGUUUUUAAUUCUCCUGUAUUCAGUCCUUCCUUUGUCCCGUUGUUAACAAUCGUGCUGUGUUUUCAGUAUGUAAGGCUUUCUAGGAAGAAUACAUGUGGGGAAAUACUCUGUAAUAGCAAUGACAGGAAACUUUGUCUAAUGUGUCAGUCUUCCCAUUUAUGUGAGCAAAUAUUCAUGUAAAGAUGCUAUUAAAUGACUUGAGCCUAAAACUUCUCAUAAGGUAGACUUGUUACAAAUUGCACAGGGAACAUCCUCCAAGCUGUAAAUAUUUUAGUUUAAACAUGUCUCUCUGUUGCUGGGAACAUACAUAAACUCAGUGUUGUUCUGUUAAUAGCCUUUUUCUUGUCUUUUUAAGUGAAAAGCACUAAAUACUUCUUAUUCUAGAGCAAACCUAAGAACAAAAGAUUCCCCUCCCUUCAUUUCAGUAUUUGCCAAAUGGGAAAGACUCUGAUGUAAUUUAUGUAAGUUCCAGCUUCCUCUUAUUGCUAAAUUAGUGUUAAAAUACGAUUUUUGUAGUUACAGCUUUACAAGCAUUAAGACUGUCAUGCUUCACAGUGAA
This is a messenger RNA of Chroicocephalus ridibundus (black-headed gull), 7559 nucleotides long. It is a transcript of the gene TMEM161B, whose product is annotated as transmembrane protein 161B. The transcript has 12 exons. The record is from RefSeq and is a predicted model, not a curated record. Lineage: Eukaryota; Metazoa; Chordata; Aves; Charadriiformes; Laridae. Bases 80 to 1540 code for a protein of 486 amino acids.